This is a messenger RNA of Protopterus annectens (West African lungfish), 8108 nucleotides long. It is a transcript of the gene PTPRF, whose product is annotated as protein tyrosine phosphatase receptor type F. Gene Ontology annotation, biological process: protein dephosphorylation. NCBI's taxonomy places the organism in Eukaryota, Metazoa, Chordata, Ceratodontiformes, Protopteridae. Bases 710 to 6478 code for a protein of 1922 amino acids. The transcript has 37 exons. The record is from RefSeq and is a predicted model, not a curated record. Gene Ontology annotation, molecular function: protein tyrosine phosphatase activity; protein binding.
UAGCCGUGACGUGACCGAAAGGCCGACGACAGUUGCCGUUUCCCGACCGCGAGAUGGACCCUGUAAGUCUGGAACAUUUACUGUACGCUGUUAACAGGGGAAUUGUCCGAAAAAUAGUUGGAAUUGCGACAGUAUAAUAUUGUCUCUAUAUUCUUUUAAAAACGGGAUUGCCAGAUUAGGAUGAAAAAACGAUCAGGACGAGGAUGUUUGCAGCAGAGGGAAUUGUUCUCCUUUAAAUGUUUAAGGGUUUGGUUUACAUAUACUAUUUGCCAUUGAGAUUAAUACAGAUUUUUCCACAUUUUGGAGAUACAAACAGUUUCUGUUUUAAUUCAUUGAUUUGAGGCCGGGGACCUUUUCUCUUUCAUAAGCGCUCGAACCAGGUGACUGUGUAAUCUGUGAUUUGUGGCAGGUACUCGCGCUGGUGCUGUAGUCUGCUAUGCAGGGACACUGCCGGUGCUAUAUGUGGGCUGUUUCCUAAAAAAAAGUGAAGCCUUUCGUGGUGAAACUUAAAAAGAAAAGAAAACAGUGGUUUUACCAUUGGUUGCACUUAAUUGGACCCAUGCAUAUUGCUAAGCAGUGUAUUACUGUUUCAGCAGCCCUUGGAUCAGGACAGUGCAACCCCAAAUGCAGGUAUAGUAAACUGAUACGUUAACACUGCAGGUAUCGAAUAUCUGGAUCAGGACUUAGAAGAGUAAUUCCGCAUUGGAAUAUGGUGCCUGACUCCUCAUCAGCAGUAUGUCUCGUGAUGGUUACGGUGCUCAUGUUUUGCUUGGGAGUAUCUACAGAUGCAUAUAGUGAGCCUGUAUUUAUCAAAACCCCUGAAGAUCAGAUUGGAAUUUCAGGUGGGGUUGCUUCAUUUGUGUGCCAGGCAACAGGUGAUCCAAAACCACGUAUAACGUGGAUGAAAAAAGGGAAAAGAGUUAGUUCACAGAGGUUUGAGGUGAUAGAAUUUGACGACGGCUCAGGGUCUGUAUUGCGGAUACAGCCUCUCCGUGCUCAACGAGAUGAAGCCACAUAUGAGUGUACAGCGACCAAUAGUGCUGCAGAGAUUAGCACCAGUGCCAAGUUAACCGUACUAGAAGAGGAACCCCUUCCAUUUGGUUUUCCUAAAAUUGACAUGGGGCCCCAGCUGAAAGUAGUAGAGAAGACGCGCACAGCUACAAUGCUGUGUGCAGCCAGUGGAAACCCAGACCCAGAAAUCACUUGGUUUAAGGACUUUCUUCCAGUAGACACAGCCAGCAGUAAUGGCAGAAUCAAACAGCUCCGCUCAGUAUUAGUCGGUGGUACACCAAUAAGAGGAGCCUUACAGAUAGAAAACAGUGAAGAAUCGGAUCAGGGUAAAUACGAAUGUGUGGCAACCAACAAUGUUGGAACACGGUAUUCUGCACCUGCCAAUCUGUACGUCCGAGUGCGCCGUGUCCCACCUCGCUUCUCAAUCCCUCCAAGCAGUCAUGAAGUGAUGCCUGGUGGCAGUGUUAACCUCACUUGUGUGGCAGUAGGGUCUCCAAUGCCAUAUGUGAAAUGGAUGAAAGGUAGUGAAGAGCUCACAAAGGAGGAUGAGAUGCCUGUUGGCAGGAACGUCUUGGAGGUGAACAGCAUUCAUCAGUCUGCCAACUUUACCUGUGUUGCCAUGUCCUCUCUAGGCAUCAUUGAAGCCACAGCUCAGAUUACAGUCAAAGCAUUGCCAAAACCACCAUCUGUGCCAUUGGUAACUGAAACAACAGCUACAAGUGUUACCAUCACCUGGGACUCAGGGAAUCCUGACCCUGUUUCAUACUACAUAAUUCAGUAUAGACCCAAAUCCUCUGAAGGCCCCUUUCAAGAGGUAGAUGGAGUUGCUACAACUCGGUACAGCAUUGGCGGACUCAGCCCAUUCUCUGAGUACGAGUUUCGGGUUAUGGCAGUGAACAACAUUGGUCGAGGGCCACCAAGUGACCUUGUAAAAGCUCUGACAGGAGAACAGGCUCCUUCCAGUCCCCCAUUGAAGGUGCAUGCCCGAAUGCUAAGUACUGCUACUUUGCUUGUGCAGUGGGAACCACCAGAGGAAGCCAAUGGCCAGAUCAGAGGGUACCGUGUGUACUACUCUGUAGAUCCUCACCUACCUCUCGGGAUGUGGCAGAAGCACAACACUGGUGACAGCCGACUGACAACUAUAACUGAACUGACUUCAGGCGUAACUUACAGCAUCAGGGUCUUGGCAUUCACAUCUGUUGGAGAUGGUCCUCUCUCAGAAAUGAUACAAAUCAAGAUGUUACAAGGAGUUCCCACGCAGCCAUCUAAUUUUGAUGCAGAAGCUGUUUCUGAUACGGCAGUAGAACUCACAUGGCGACCAGCCCAGCAGGACAGAAUCGCCAAAUAUGAACUGGUUUAUUGGGAAGGAGCGGAUGGCAAACAGAUUAAACUGACAUUUGAGCCUGUGUCAUCUUAUAUAGUAGAUGGCCUGAAGCCAGACACCCUUUAUAAGUUCCAGUUAGCAGCUCGUUCUGACGUUGGCCUUGGAGUGUCUACAUCUCCCAUUGAAGCAAGGACUGCACAAUCCACCCCUUCUGCCCCACCCCAAGAUGUUCAGUGCACAAGUACCAGUUCUACCUCCAUUCGGGUAAGUUGGGUACCACCACCUGCCAAGAAUCGCAAUGGAGUCAUUGUCAAAUACUCCAUUGCAUAUCAGGCGGUGGAUGGGGAAGACAGCAAGAAGUACACAGUAGAAGACAUUGGACCAGAACUAUCGAGCUGGCUGUUAGAGGGCCUGGAGAAAUGGACAGAGUAUGAGGUGUGGGUGAAAGCUCAUACUGAUGUGGGCCCAGGACCUGAGAGCCCUCCAGUAAAGAUUCGCACAGAUGAGGAUGUGCCAAGUGCCCCACCACGGAAGGUUGAGGCAGAAGCACUGAACUCAACAGCCAUUCGGGUUACAUGGAAGCCACCCAUUCCAAACAAACAACAUGGCCAAAUCCGAGGCUACCAAGUUAUUUAUGUUCAGCUGGAAAACAAUGAACCCCGGGGUGUGCCAGUGAUCAAGGAUGUCAUGUUAGCAGAGGCACAGUGGAUACUUGAGGAUCCAGCGGACUAUGAGACUGUCAUUGGAAGCCUACAGCCUGAAACAACAUACUCCAUAACAGUAGCAGCAUAUACAACUAAGGGUGAUGGAGCACGGAGCAGAUCAAGAGUUGUCACCACCACAGGGCCUGUUCCAGGAAUGCCGACCAUGUCUGUCAGUACAACAAAGAUGAACACUGCUUUGAUUCAGUGGAAUCCUCCACCAGAGAUGGUUGGAGAACUUCUUGGUUACCGGCUUCAGUACAAGAGAAUUGAGGAAGAGACAUUUACCAUUGUGGAUUUUGAGAAAAAGGAUGAUCAUUAUACUGCCACUAAUAUGCACAAGGGGGCAACUUACAUCUUUAAAUUGUCAGCCAAGAACAAAGCAGGAACAGGCGAAGAAUGUGUGAGAUAUGUAAAUAUCUCUGAAGAUGUUCCAAGUGGCUUCCCCCAAAACUUAAAGGUGGUAGGGCUUACAACUUCGACCACAGAGGUAGCUUGGGACCCUCCAGUGCUGUCUGAGCGAAAUGGGAAUAUUAUUUUUUACACUGUUUUGUAUCGAGAUAUAAACAGUCAGCAGGACCUGAAUAAUACCACUCCUGAGAAUCGCAUAACAUUGGUGAACCUGAAGCCUGAUACCACCUAUAACAUUAAAGUAAGGGCACAUACAAGUGUGGGAGCUGGACCUCCUAGCCCAAGCAUCCAGUCUAGGACUAUGCCCGUUGAACAAGUGUUUGCCAAGAAUUUCCGUGUGAGUGCAGUAAUGAAAACGUCAGUGUUGCUGAAUUGGGAAGUACCUGAUUCCUAUAAAUCCUCAGUGCCUUUCAAGAUCUUGUACAAUGGUCAGAGUGUUGAAGUAGAAGGACAGUCUAAGAGGAAGCUGAUUACUAAUCUACAGCCGGAUACAGAUUACUCCUUUGUGCUGAUGAAUCGUGGCAGCAGUGCAGGAGGACUACAACACCUGGUCAACAUACGCACUGCUCCCAAUGUGUUGCAGGCUAAGCCAGCCUUCUCAAGCAAAUUCAUUGAGAAUGGAUUGUUCACACUUAACUUGCCCAGGAUCCAGAAUGAUGAACCUGUAAAAGCGUACUAUAUUGUGGUGGUGCCCCUUGAUAAGAGCAGCAGCGGGCUGAGCACGAGGUGGCGGCACCCAGAAGAAAUGGAGCUAGAUGAGCUAUUUGAUAUGUUAAGCCAGCAUUUAUCCAGAAGCCGUCGGCAGGCAGAAGGUGCGAAACCUUACAUUGCUGCACAGCUGGACCACCUGCCAGAAACCUUCACUUUGGGAGAUGAGAAGUACUACAACGGAUUCUACAACAAGCCAUUGUCUGGGGAUCUUAACUACCACUGCUUUGUCCUGGCUUCUCUAGAGCGCAAGGAUACAAAAAUGUUUGCUGCCAGCCCCUACUCGGACCCAAUACUGGUGGAAGCUACACUAAAGCCUCAGGAAGAGCCAGAGAUGCUGUGGGUAAUGGGCCCAGUACUGGCUGUGAUUCUUAUCAUCAUCAUUGUAAUCGCUAUUCUUCUGUUCAAGAGGAAGCAAGAAAGGAAGAGAACAAACUCCCCAUCCAGUAAGGAAGACAAUGCCAGUUUCUUGAAAGAUGCCCUCUUGGCCCAUUCAUCGGAUCCUGUUGAAAUGAGGCGCCUGAAUUACCAAACUCCAGGUUCCAGUGCCCCCAGUUGCCCGAACAUUUCAAGUAUGCGAGAACAUCCUCCAAUUUCCACUGCAGAUCUUGCUGACCAUAUUGAAAGACUGAAGGCCAAUGAUGGGUUAAAGUUCUCACAGGAAUAUGAGUCUAUUGAUCCCGGACAACAGUUUACCUGGGAGAAUUCAAACCUGGAAGUGAAUAAGCCAAAGAACCGCUAUGCAAAUGUCAUUGCUUAUGAUCACUCCCGUGUGAUACUGAACUCUGUUGAUGGUGUGCCAGGAAGUGAUUAUAUCAAUGCAAAUUAUAUAGACGGGUACAGAAAACAAAAUGCAUAUAUUGCCACACAGGGACCUCUACCAGAGACGUUAAGUGACUUCUGGAGAAUGGUAUGGGAGCAGAGAACAGCAACUAUAGUAAUGAUGACCCGACUAGAGGAAAAGUCCAGGAUCAAAUGUGACCAGUACUGGCCAAGUCGUGGUACAGAAACAUAUGGUAUGAUUCAGGUUACACUGCUGGAUACAGUGGAAUUAGCAACCUAUAGCGUGAGGACGUUUGCUCUUUAUAAGAAUGGGUCAAGUGAAAAGCGAGAAGUAAGACAGUUCCAAUUUCUGGCUUGGCCUGAUCAUGGAGUUCCGGAAUAUCCCACACCAAUUCUAGCAUUUCUACGAAGAGUUAAAGCAUGUAACCCAGCAGAUGCAGGACCAGUUGUGGUACACUGCAGUGCUGGUGUUGGCAGGACAGGCUGCUAUAUAGUGAUAGAUGCUAUGCUUGAAAGGAUGAGGCAUGAGAAGAGUGUGGAUAUUUAUGGUCAUGUGACCUGCAUGAGGGCACAGAGAAAUUACAUGGUGCAAACAGAAGACCAGUAUAUUUUCAUCCACGAGGCCUUACUAGAAGCAGCUACAUGUGGAAACACAGAGGUUCCAGCAAGAAACUUGUAUGCCCACAUACAGAAACUAACACAAGUACCACCUGGGGAAACAGUAACAGCAAUGGAACUGGAGUUCAAGCGACUUGCCAAUUCCAAAGCACAUACCUCACGCUUUAUCAGUGCCAACCUCCCCUGCAACAAAUUUAAGAACCGCUUGGUGAACAUAAUGCCAUAUGAAUUAACAAGAGUUUGCCUGCAGCCCAUUCGAGGAGUAGAAGGGUCAGACUACAUCAAUGCCAGCUUCAUUGAUGGAUACAGGCAGCAAAAAGCAUACAUUGCUACCCAGGGACCCUUAGCUGAAACAACAGAGGAUUUCUGGCGUAUGUUGUGGGAGCACAAUUCCACCAUCGUGGUGAUGCUGACAAAACUGAGAGAGAUGGGAAGGGAAAAGUGCCAUCAGUACUGGCCAGCCGAACGCUCAGCUCGCUAUCAGUACUUUGUGGUGGAUCCCAUGGCAGAGUACAAUAUGCCACAGUACAUCUUGCGAGAGUUCAAAGUUACAGAUGCACGGGAUGGUCAGUCCAGGACAAUCCGUCAAUUCCAGUUCACAGACUGGCCUGAGCAAGGGGUUCCAAAAACAGGAGAAGGAUUCAUUGAUUUUAUUGGGCAGGUACAUAAAACAAAAGAACAGUUUGGACAAGAUGGACCAAUCACUGUUCACUGCAGUGCUGGUGUGGGCAGAACUGGAGUGUUUAUUACUCUCAGUAUUGUACUAGAGAGGAUGCGGUAUGAAGGGGUCGUGGACAUGUUCCAGACAGUAAAGACAUUGCGCACUCAGAGACCGGCUAUGGUGCAAACAGAGGACCAAUAUCAGUUAUGCUACAGGGCAGCACUGGAGUACCUGGGCAGCUUUGAUCACUAUGCAACGUAAUUCAUGCUUUCAUCCCAUUCCAAACCUGGUAUCUUCAGGAGAGAAUGAGAAGAGAGAGAGACACACACACAUGAAGGGGGUCCUUCUGAGCCAUAUCCAAUCAUUGAUCACUCUUCUAGAGAAUCCUGUCUAUGGACUACUAAUUUCCAAUGAACAGAUGAUACAAUGUUCUGGAAGCUACUACUGUUCAUUACCAGAACAUAAUUAGUCAAGACAGCUCUUUUAAUUUCUGCUCCUCUCCCGUUCCUUCUAAACACCCAGAGAUCUCUACAUCUCUGGUACACAGCAUCGCAUAGCAAUGCUUAACACAUCGGAUUCCUUUUUUAAGAUAUAUAUAUAUAAAUAUAUAUAUAUAUAUAUAUAUAUAUAAAAUGAGUACUAUUUUUUUUUAAUAAUCAUUUUAAAAAAUUGGUAAUUUUUCUUAUGUCUUAAUGUCUUGCUCAGUCAGGAUACAAAACAUCUGGAUUGUUUGUUUGCUUUUAAUCUUUUUAUUAAGUUUAUUUUUGUGUUUUUAAUAGAUUACAUUGCUAACAGACCUGCCCAUUUUUGUGCAGCUCUGUGAUUGAUCUCGGUGACUGGAAAAUACUUAAACAAAAAAAAAUGACUCUGUGCUGCUUUCUCUUCUGAACUAGAAUAUUAAAUUCCUUUGAACUGGACAUCGGAAACUGAAGGGGAAAGAUUUCACCUUUUCUCUUCCAGGUGACUGACUUAAGGGAUAAAAAGCACAUUGUAGAAUUAUAAGAAAGAAAGCUAACACUAUGGAAAAGUACAAACGUGUUAUUGUUCUCUGAAUGUCUUUGUUUCAGUUCUAAGUUUGAUGACUUUUCAGAAAGAUGUUAAGUUUGACAGUUUACAGGAAGCAAACAAAAAUUUUUUGCUUUGAACUACUGAUAAUUGACAAAAAAUAAGGAUGUUUGUGGGUUUGAAAUUGCAUAACAGAAUGUGGCCUUCUUUGUGGCUGAGUAAAAGACUGACAAGGGUCAAUGAUAAUUGCAGUGCCUGCCAGAGCAGGUGUAUACUCUGAAAGCAACUACUGUCAGCAGCAAGCUGUAAUUGUGUUGUUGAAAUCCAUGUGAACUAGAAGGGAAGUCAGAUGCUCAGCUGCUUGGUUUCUUUAUCAUUUAUGCUGUUCUGCAAAUGUUGAAAUUAGUUGCAGUAUCAUACUUGCAAGUAAAUUUGGGACUUUAACAUAAACCAAUGUGGAAAGACUACUGAGCUUAAGUUAAUGGUACUAUAAAAUUCUCAUUAGUGUAUCAAGCUUGCACUAUUAAAAUGGGAAAUCCUUCUCUGGGUGUAGACAAGUUGGUGGUGGAAGGUUUAUAUAUAUAUAUAUAUAUAUAUAUAUAUAUAUAUAUAUAUAUAUAUAUAUAUAUAUAUAUAUAUAUAUAUAUAUAUAUAUAUAUAUAUAUACUAUCAAAUAUAUUCAGAAUGUUAAAAACAUGAGUCAGAAUUGAUUGAAGCAAGCAUUUUGAAAUGUUGGAAAAGCAUUCAUUUUUACCUUGUGUACGCAUAGUGCUGUAGGGAUUUCACUGUUGUAUACACAGUCUGUUUUCUAUUUGUUAAUAAAAAAGAAUUACAGCAUCAUUGCAUAAUUCUUAAUGUUAAUAAAGUUGAAUAAUUGGGUUUUAUA